Messenger RNA from Plectropomus leopardus (leopard coralgrouper), 2709 nucleotides. It is a transcript of the gene tlcd3a, whose product is annotated as TLC domain containing 3A. The record is from RefSeq and is a predicted model, not a curated record. Gene Ontology annotation, biological process: lipid homeostasis. NCBI's taxonomy places the organism in Eukaryota, Metazoa, Chordata, Actinopteri, Perciformes, Serranidae. Gene Ontology annotation, cellular component: endoplasmic reticulum; membrane.
GGGAGAGAGUCAGGUCUCCGGGCAGGUUUAGAGGAAAAUAAAGGCAGGAUGUUGCAAGUUUUAGCUUGUGGCGCCGUAGUUUUCCCCGGUCUCUUCUUCGCCUUCAGGAGAAUCCUGCCGUGUGUGUUCAAACACUGGAGCGAUGCCGACGUGGUACUGGUCAGCGAGAGGCUGGUGUCCUCCAUCCAUGCCGUCAUGGCAACCACAGCAGGAGUCAUCGUCGUGUCAUCAUGCCGGGGCAACAUCAUUAAUGACAGGCACUGGCUGGCCACCUACUUUGUCAUCUGGUACGGUGUGCCCUACAUGACGUACGACAUCUUCGCCAUGUACCUCAGUCACUACCACCGCUUCCGCGUCAAAGGGCACGAGGACUAUAAGCAACAUUCGCUGAGGACAGUAAACUCCUUCGUCCGCAGAGAGUUCCUGCUGGUGUUGCAUCACAUCGCCCUGCUCACUAUCCUGCUGCCUGUCACACUGUUCUUCAGAAGGGACCAGGGGGAUUUCUUCAUUGGCUGCUUGUUUCUAACAGAGCUCAGCACACCCUUCGUCUCCCUGGGGAAGAUACUUAUUCAGCUCAGCCUCCAGGACUGCUGGCUGCACAAGGUCAAUGGCGGUAUGGUGCUGCUCACCUUCUUUAUGUGCCGCAUCGCCCUCUUCCCCUACAUGUACUGGGUGUACGGCCGCCACUACGGCAUCCCGCUUUACAGCGUGCCCUUCCACCUGCCGCUGUCUGCCAACCUGGGCAACUCGUGCAUCCUGGCACCGCAGGUCUACUGGUUUGUCCUUCUUUGCCGAAAGGGCUACCGUCUUUACCGGCGUAGCCGCAUGCCAGACUUGUCUCCUACGGCCACAGUCACUGACAAUUCUAAGGAGGAUUGAUAUCCAGUUCACGAUUGCUCGCUCAAGCCGCACACUCAGCUACUAACGCAACUACUUCUGCAAAGGCACUAGUUUGACUUAACACAUUUCAAACCCCACCAUUGUACUGUAGUACACCAGGACUGCCUGCUCUUGUCCCACAACUCCUGGGCAUUUUCCGCACACUUUAAACCCUCUGUUACAAAAUCUGCUGCAUAAGUGGACCUCUCCACCGACCCAGCUCUACUACUGAAGUUUAAUGAUUUGGGAUUUCUCUUUUUUUGGGGGAUUUUGGCUCUUGCCUGGAUCUUGUUGAAGUGCUACACUGCGUCUGUCAACAUUUACAGCACUGAUGAAAAGGUCACGUUUGCUUCACUGAGAGUGAAACGUGGAGCAAAAGCACCAGAAACUGAAGAAGAGCUUCCAUGGAAAGACUUGAUCUUAUCUCUUACUCCUACUGUGUUUACAGCCUCUGCUGAUUUGGAAGGUCUGUUACAGUGUUUGUGUGAGCGGCUGUUACGACAGGUUGUAUUUAUUUUAAUGAUUUUAUUGUAAUAGUUGUGUUUCCUAUCCCAUCCAUUCACUAAUCACACCGACGAGAAGGAUUAGGAAUAAUGGUGGGUGGGAUGCUAAUUCAGGCAGUAUUAGCAGGAAUACACGUCACCUCAUUCACUUUUGAGAGCUAAAAACAGCUACAUUUGUUAAAACCCCAUUAAUGUGACUUUUCACCCCUGUUCAUUUUGUUUGUAGCUUCCCAUGCAGCAUGUUACCAUGGCGUCAGUUUGCAACAAUACCAUUCUCCUCACUGUAACAUCCAGAACACUUUUACGGCUCAGGCCCAUUUGUCUCCCAGAAGCCAUCCCCUUCGACCGGGUGCUAGCUCUGUAUGCAUGGUGCACCCCCCAAGGAUUUAAUGCUGCACUGGUCUUCUAGGGAAUACUUUUUAAAGAAAGCUUUCAGGAAAUCAGUUUGGCAAUAUCCGCCAAUGUCAAAGUUGGAGAAUGGUGGCACCAACAAGUUGUGGAAAGCAUUCUUCAUUUUUUCCAUAAUAUGCUUUUUAAAUUGAAGGUUGAUUCUACAAAAUUUAGGCAAGACCGCCUAUGAAUCGCCUUGAAAACAGGGCUGCUCUCAAUGACUGAAUAGUAAUGUAAAGCCAUGCUGGGAUAAAAUAUGACCCUAUGUUACAUAAUAUCAUUUCUUUGGGCUAAUUUACACCCAAGUGCAAGGAUUAUCAUAUCUGUUAGGUCAGUAUCAUUUGCAUACGUGCUUUCACAGGGUUAGUUAGGUUUCUUGCUACUGAGAGAUUCGGCUUUUGAAUCCACACUCUGUUUAGGUGACACUGGAGCAUUUAUAGCCGCCAUAGAAACGCUGCGAUGCUGAUGUAGGACAGCUUGGGAUGACUCAGUCUUUGAUGGUCACUAAUGGUUAAUUAUUGAGGCAGUUGUUUGUUUUCUCCUGUUAAGUCACUCAGAUCUGCUCUUCGACCACAGAGAAGGGGAUUGAUGGGGACAUGCCUAAUGUGGGACGAACUCAGGGCCAAGGUCAGAGCAAUAAGGUGAGCGUUGGCUCACCAGGGCAAACUUACACAGAGGAUUGAAAUUUCUGAGCAAUUUAGCUACAAAAAAUGAGAGAUAUUAGAAAUGAUUAUUCCUGAAAUGGAUCAAUAACAUCCAGUAAGUUUCCCUGAGGCUCCACAGAUUUAUAUGCACUUGUGUACUCGCUGUUGCAUAGAGCACUUCACACAGGGCUGUAUAUAGUCAAUGUUUUUAGAGAUCCUGUUUUAGUUUCAUCGCAAAAAUAGUUUUAAACCUAUAUCAACAUAAUUAGACCUGAAAGGACCAUUUUUUUGUU